This is a messenger RNA of Hermetia illucens (black soldier fly), 5016 nucleotides long. RefSeq names its product transport and Golgi organization protein 1 (gene Tango1). The record is from RefSeq and is a predicted model, not a curated record. Gene Ontology annotation, molecular function: protein binding. Bases 51 to 4502 code for a protein of 1483 amino acids. Gene Ontology annotation, biological process: protein secretion; endoplasmic reticulum to Golgi vesicle-mediated transport; vesicle cargo loading. Gene Ontology annotation, cellular component: endoplasmic reticulum exit site; endoplasmic reticulum membrane. Lineage: Eukaryota; Metazoa; Arthropoda; Insecta; Diptera; Stratiomyidae. The transcript is spliced from 11 exons.
ACAGUUCCAAGUUGUAUGAUGUGGCGAGCACAGAAGUGUCAAACGAUGUCAUGAUGAAAAAUUCCGUGGAUUUACUAAUUUAUUUCGUUUUGUUUAGUUUAUUAACCACAUUAAUAAGCUGUGAAAUUUCGAAUAAGCGUUUGUGUGCCGAUCCAGAAUGUAAAACUUUGUUGUCAUUAGCGCGCACGUUAAUAAAGUACAAUUCGGCCGAAGAUGGUGUCCUGUCGUUCGCGAUCAAUAAGGACGUGCGGGUGUACUCCAAGUCGGCUGGCUCGAAUCCGAAUAUGUGGGGAGUCGAGAUUCAGGGACAGCGGGGGUACGUGAACAAAAACAUGAUUCGUGAGCAUCGGUUGUUCGUGAAGUCCUCUGAAAUCACUUACGAAGUGCCCACCGAGCUGGAAGAGCUGCGCUUGAAAAAGUUGGAGAAGGAGAAGGCCAGGCUGAAAAGCUCGGAGCCAGAGCAGCCGGUAAUAGAGCAAACGACAACGGCUCCGCUACCGGAUCAUAUUAACGAGAACAUUGUCGUAGAUAGUGUGGAUGAUAACUUGACGGUGGAUGUCACGAGCGGGACGCCUUCCCGCGUGAAAAAGGAGGUAAUUGACGGAACGACAGUUCUGAUCCCAGAUACUGAUCAACUGGAGGUCAAUGCCCCCGAAACAGAAAGCAAUGAGCCUCCGUCAGUUUCUACGCCCUCCCCUAAUAACAAUUCAAUUGAAAACCUCAAAGAUGAGGAAGAGACUGAAAGCUCAAUCGAAUCAGAAGAGGAUGAGGAAGAAAUAUUGGCGGAAGAUGAUGAUGACGAAGAGGCAUCAGAGGCAGAGGAGAAACCCAAAGAGGAGGAGGUUCCUCCGCUACCAACUGCACCCACAGACUCCCUCAAUGGUGUCGGAAAGGCAGACGAAAAUGAGCCUGUUGUAGAACAAAUUAAAGCUUCAGCUGAUGCCGAUAUUCCCCCAUUUCAGCCGAUUCCCGACAGCACAGUUGAAUUCGCCAACGCUCAAUUAGAGCAAAACACAAAGAGCGAAGACGUCUCCGAUUCGAAUGAACAAGAAAACCUAGAACCCGUAACUGAAACUGUUAAGGAAAUGAGCACAGAUUCUAUAGAUACGCCUAGCGGGGAAUCUCUAAAUAUUUCAGAUUCUCAUACUGAAUCUGAGCAAAACGCGACUGAAAAUGUGGAUCCGGCUGUUGAUUCAACUGUUGCUGGCACAGAAAGUUCUGAGCCUGAAAGCGUUCCUAAAGUGGAAGAUUCUAUGAAUACGGAUGAGAAUUCGUCCAAAGACAAUUCAGCGAAACCGCCCUCUUCGGAUGAAGUUCGCGCCGGUAAUCUCGAGGAACCUAAAGCAAUUGACGGUGAGAAUAUUACCAGCCCUGAAACCAAAGAUCCUGCCCAAACAGAAGUAGUCGGAGACACCAAUCCUGAACAAGAGAAUGUUAUAACUUCUAGCGAUGUGCCUCCGAUUUCGCCUCUGUUCCAACAUCACAAUCAUAACCAUGGACACGAAGGUCUACACGCUCCUGGCCACCUUCACAGUCACGAUUCAAUGCUUUCACCAGAGUCGAUCGCAAGUCCAUAUGGACACAGUCAUGAGCUUCAUUCGCACACCCAUGAUCAUAACAUUGAUGUCAACUCUGAGAGUGCCUCUGAAAAUGUAUCUACCGAACUCCCACACAUUCAGUACACAACUCCAGCCUAUGAUGAAUUCACUGUUCCAAACCCACUACACGAUGGACCAGUUACCUCAGCUACCUCAGAUGAAACAACGACGACAACUAACACUGUUGCUGAAACUCAAACUGAAACUCUCCCUUCUGCAGACGCCAAUAAUCAACAAUUGAAUAACGAAUUGAACUCGCAGUCUUCUGAAAUUCAUGAAACAACACAAACUACAUCUUCUAACGAUCAGGAAACUAAUCACUCAACAGAAACACCAACUACAGGAGGAGAGACAGUUGUUGAAAGCAAGAAUCCAGAAUCAGUGCCUCACGGAGAAGGCACUGCAACACUCAUCGAACCACCUUCACACACUGGUGACAACUCACCACAACGUCCGACGGAAACUAACUCCGAACUCCCUGUUACCGCUGAGGCUAAAGGGCUAUUUGAUAAUAUUUUGGAUACAGUGAAUACCUUUUGGUCUCAAUCGAAAUCAGCAGAAGAUACCGCUACGCAAGAUUUCGAUGCAGCAUUAAAUAAACUACUGUUUCCAGACAAGAGAGUAGUGCAUGGAAAUCAACAACCAGGCGACGUGAACGAGGCUGAAGAUGGCUACUGUGAAAAUUUGUCACCAAAUGCACCAUGUCCAAAGGAUUCUGGACAUACUAAGCCGUGGGAAAAUCGCGAAACUGACGGCACUCGACAUCAGCAUUCUGAAGAAUGUUCUUGCGAAAAUGACUACAUCUCACUAACAAUACAAAAAGUUUAUGAAAUGACUGACUUCAUCAUCUGCUUGGGAAUAACCGGUCUAACAGUUCUGAUAUUCACGUUAGGAUAUUACUGCACCGCAAACGGACGAAAAGAAAACUCGUUAGUAUCGAAAUUGAACAUAGUCGAACGUAGUUUAUUAGCUUCGAACAAAGAAACGGCCAUACUUAAAAAUGAACUUACGGAAACAUUGAAUAAGUUAGCCAGCAUUGAGGACAAUUCGUUUGGCUCAAACGAUAUGGUGAUAGCAUUGAAAAAAGAGCUGGACGAGAAUGAAUUAGAAAAGGAGAAGUUACGGGAGCAAGUUGUCAGCCUAGAAAAGGAAUUGGAAAAUGCCGCUGAAGCUGGGUUGGAGCUAAAUAAGAUCGUCUCAGAGCUCCUUAAUAACCAAAGUGGUGAUGAUUCAAUUAUUAGCAGCGUCGAGGAAUUACAGAAACAGCUAAACGAACAGCAAAACACAAUCCUCGAGAUCAACACCACUUUAGCCGAGAAAAGCCGCGAAAAUAGUGAAUUGCAAAUGCUCAUUGGUGAACUUAAUGGAAAAUAUCAAGAGCAGCUUGAAGCACUGAAAAACGAAAACGAAUCGUUAGUAAAUGAACGCAAUUCACUACAAUCUCAGGUCAGUGAUGCGAAAAAUAUUUUCGAAGGAGAAAUGACGAAAGUGUUAGCACCCAAGAAUGAAGAAAUUGAAAAAUUGACAAAGGAUCUAGCAAAACAGUUGGCAGAACUCAACGAAAUGCGGACGAAAUAUCAAACCAGUGAGGCAAGGGUUGAGGCUCUCGAGGAAAGCUUAGAUAAUGUGAAGAAGAAUCCAAACAUCAACGUGAAGGAAUUGCUGAAAGUGACUGAAAACAAAACUGAACUUCUCGCACUUAAAAAGGAACGCGACUCGUUGAAAGAACGAUUGGAGGGAGAAAUGGAAGCACGCAAAUUGCUUGAAGAUCACGUUAAAAUCGUCAGCGAAGAAGUGUCAUCCUUGAAGCAGGAAUACACCCAAUCUGAAAAGGAAAAGUUAGAAGCGCAGACCCGUUUGGAAGUUCUGUCUGGAUAUUUUAAAGAAAAGGAAACUCAAUUGCAAAAGGAAUUAAGCGUUAAAGAAGCAAUGUGGAUGAAGCAACAAGGCGAAACUACGAGCACUGUUGAACGGGUUCGCCUGAUGCAAGAUGAAAUUCAAGCUUUGAAAUCUCAAAAUGAUUCAUUGCGUGCUGAAAUCGAGGCACAGACUGCUGCACAUAAGGCGCAAAUAACAUCGCUAGAAAACCGUGCACACGAGACAUGGCUUGCAGCUCGUCAAGCUGACCGUAAAUUGGAGGAGGCACGAGCCGAAGCGACAACGUUGCGACGCAAGUUGACAGCCAUUGCCGGAAAUGGAAUUGGGAGCGAUAUUAAUUUACAAAACAAAGUGUCAAAUGCGUUGGACGGUCUACCCAAUCACGAUUUAAAUCAAGCACCUUCACCAAUACACAUGGAAUCGCCAGGUUCUCCAUUGUUAGGCGGACUGCCGCCACCACCACCAUUCCUUCCACCACCCUUUAUGGGACCCCCGCCUCCAUUUAUGUCAAUGCCACCGCCUUUCAUGCCUCCCGGCGAAAUGCGUCCUCCACCAUUAGGCCGGCUAAUGUCACCACCACCACCACCACCCGCCAAUAGAUAUUCGCCUAGUUUAGUAGAUGAACGCGAUAGGUAUUCGCCAGAGAAUGGUAGAUAUUCGCCAGAUAGUAGAUACAAUUACAAUGCCGAUUUGAUUUCAACAUACGACACAGAAACAGAUUUCAGUCCGCCACCAAGUCCCCAUGGUCGAUCACGAGGUGGUGGCAGUGGUGGUUAUAGUAGCCGAGAACGAGAUCAUGAUCUGGAGCGAGACCGAAACCGAGAUCGUGAUCGUGAUCGAGAUCGAGACAGAGAUCGGGACCGGGGUCGGGAUCGAAACAACUACAAUAAAGCUUAUUCACCGCCACCAAACUCGGAUCGGAGUAAAAAAACAAAAGGUGUUCUCAGCUCCGGUUCAGCAGAUUCAUACGACUCCCGGAAGGGGAGCAGAGGCAAAGGGAAGGGGAAGAACAAACCGCUUGUGUGAUGGGAACUCGGUGAUAGCAAUAUGAGGACACAUGCCUAGUCUUUUUUAUGGUAAAUCAAGUUAUUUGAAAGUGGUUUUGUAACAAAUAUCCAAAAAUUUGUUCACUAAAAAUAUCAGAAAAAAUAAAAAUAAUUACGUUACACAAAGUGUUACAAUACAAAAUUCUUUUUCUUUAUAAAUGUAUGUAAGUUCAAAUGUCGUAAAUAUUUUAACACUAAUUGCAUUUUUUUAUUGAUUCUCUUAAACGAUUUUUCCUAGGAAACAAAUUUAUUUUCCGAAUGAUUAUUUUUAUUUUUGCUAUUUUAAGUUGAAAAAGACGAUUGAAUAUGUUCGAACAUUAGUUACUAUAAGCACUACAGCUAGCGUCAGAAUCCUUUAGGUGUAAUAUAGCAACUUAUUUGUUCCUUCGGAACGACUUUGUAAGUUAUACAAACGGCGAGAAUAUAAAGUGAUACGAACGUUUCCGAACUUUUCGUGUUAUAUUAAAAAAUAAAGCGAAAAGUAGCCAAACAAA